AUGGUCCAACAUGCCACACAGAAUAAGAUGCUUGAGAAUCAAAUUGCUCAGCAGGCGGAGGAGAAAAAGAAAGAAGCUAAGGAGAAGCAAGAGAAGGAAACAAGGAAGAAAAAGAAGCUACCAGAACCAUAUCAGCCUCCUCUACCCUUCCCUCAGAGAUUCCAGAAAGCCAUAUUGGAUAAGCAAUUUGGCAAGUUUCUAGAAGUCUUACAGAAACUUUAUAUAAACAUUCCUUUUAUAGAAGCACUCUCUCAAAUGCCAUCCUAUGCCAAGUUCCUCAAAGACAUUUUAUCGAACAGGAGAAGGCUGGAGGAUUAUGAGACUGUCACUCUUACAAAGGAAUGCAGUGCCAUAUUGCGGAACAAGCUACCACCAAAGCUCAAGGAUCCGAGAAGCUUCUCCAUACCUUGCCUUAUUAGUAACAUGAAUAUUGACAAAGCCCUCUAUGAUCUAGGUGCGAGUGUGAGUCUGAUGCCUUUGUCAAUAUGUAAGAAGCUUGAUGUGGGCAAACUUAAGCCUACAACAAUUUCGUUACAACUGGUUGAUUGA
Hevea brasiliensis (rubber tree) is the source of this 549-nucleotide messenger RNA. RefSeq lists its product as uncharacterized. The record is from RefSeq and is a predicted model, not a curated record. The transcript is spliced from 2 exons. NCBI's taxonomy places the organism in Eukaryota, Viridiplantae, Streptophyta, Magnoliopsida, Malpighiales, Euphorbiaceae. Bases 1 to 549 code for a protein of 182 amino acids.